AAAUUAACGACAGAAAGGGUUGAAAAAAUGGAAUUUCCAGUAACGCACAAGUCCACUUUCCUAUUUGUUACUAUUCUCUGACAGGCUCCACAUGCUCAUGGAAGAGAGGUCCAGUCUUCAAACCUGCCCACAUUAUUUUGUCCUCACGAUAUGGGAGUAGCAUGGCAGAUCUGACCCACCUCUCCAAACCUCUCUCCCUCUUCCAUUGUUCUUUUAUCUGGGUAAUUCUUAUCUCCACCCCAAUUUCUCCCUCCCACACAUUCCAAUUUCCAAAUCUCUCUGUGUGCGUGUGUGUGUGACGUAUAGAUCAAAACAUAUAACAUGUAUUGCAUAAAAAGGUAGGCACUUGCAUUACUUCAAAAUCUUCUCAUUUCUCAGAAUCUCACUGGCAGAUUUACGCAUUGCCUUCAUAUAGUACACCAUAUCCCUUCUUAUAUGCUGCAUUUCUGAGAGAGUGCCAAAAGACAAAGCAUUCUUCUGUUCUCUGAGGAAACCCAGAAAAACAUCUCUUCUUGGAUCUGAAAAAACUUCCCUGCAGUAUUUUUCAUUCAUGGUCAUUGGAAGAUAUUGUCUGCUUUCUUCUUAGAAACCCAAGAAAAAAAAGGUUCAUCCAUCCCAUUGCAAAUGGGAAGAGAAAACAAAUGUGGGGCUAAUUGUGUCUCUUUCAAUGUAUUGCUGCAUUCUUCCUUGCUAGUUGCUGCUCGGAAAAUUCCAUGAAACCCCACAUCAAAAUUGAUAAGACAGAACAUUAGCAUUAAGAAACUUGAUAGGCAAUUAGUAGUAGCCUCAGAAAAACAAAUACCUCGAGAUUGAUUAAUGCAAAACUCUUCUAACAACGCUUUUGGUGUGUAACACAUUCUCUGCCAUCUGAGUGUUUCUAAAACCUUCAUUCUGUCAUCAGGUAGAUGUUGAAACCACUGACAGGAACAGGGAGGGGAACCUGAGAAAGUUGGAGUUCUUUGGUCUGUUAGUUGAAGAAAAGGCGCAGACAUGCCUGCAAAGCUUUUACAUUCCUUUUCAGAUGAUAACCGAGAUCUCCAGGAGCAGAUUGGGUGCAUAAAUGGACUGUUCCAGCAUUUCCUUAGCAGCCGACGAGUCAUAAGUCGAAACCACAAGAGGCUUCCACCAGGUCCAAAUGGUAGCCAUGACAUGGAGCCCAAGAGUGCUUCAGACAAGAAAACAGUAAAAAAUCUGAAGAAGGGCAUGAAGGAGAAACCAAGAGCCUCCACUGAAUCAUCCAGAACCUCAAUUUCUUCUACUUCCUCCUGUUCUUCCAGUUACUCAUCGUCUGCUGAUCAUAACAUAACACUCCAAACCCCACAACUGUCUUUGAACCACGCCAAUUUUCCUGAAACCCCUACCUGGAACUUCUCUCGUUACAGAUCAAAUGUUACUUUGCCAUUAAGCCAAUGCCUUGACCUCCGAGAUGUGGUCAAAGACUCCAUCCACAGAGAAGCCCGUGGGUUGUCCAUUAGAACAGCAACCAAGCAGGAGUCUGGACGAAAAACCUUGAAGUACAUAGAUUCUCCAAGGCCCUUGCAGUCGCCAAGAUCUGCCAGGACCAGAGAUCCUAGUCACAAUGAAUCAUUUCGAGUUCUUGCAAAGGUUCAAGAAGCACCUAGGACUUCCAAGGAAAGAAAGGAUGCUUGUCUUGCUAUCACACCCAGAGAUGCUCCCAGGUUUUCUUAUGAUGAGAGGAUCUCACAUGACACAAUCAAAAUAAAGCUUAAAGAAUUGCCAAGGUUAUCGUUGGACAGUAGGGAGAACUCCAUGAAAUCAAAUCCUCCGGGGGAGAUGCACAGGAAGAAUGGUAACUCCAAUGAUAUGGAAAACCAACCACAAGAACCAGAAAGCUACAGAAGGCCAUCUAGCAUUGUAGCCAAGUUGAUGGGGUUGGAUGCUUUGCCAAACUCCAUGACCACCAAUGGGAAUCAAACCCGGAAUAUCAAAACCUGCUUAAAUGUAAAAGAUCAGUCACCAAGAACUGAUGAUAACCAGCAAAAUCUGGUUUCUAGUGCCUCCGGGAAAGCUAACAAGGAGCCCAUCUCACCCCAUUUAAGAAGACCUGCUUCAGCCAAAACUCCCAUCACAAGUAAGUGUCCAAUUGAACCAGCACCAUGGAAGCAACCGGAUUUAAAUAAGGGUAAAAAACCAGCUUCAAAAUGCAAAGAAAGUCCCGCAAAAGCCCUGAACACCUCACUCACAGUUUAUGGUGAAAUUGAGGAAAGGCAGGCACAGCUUGAAUUUGAAAGGUCAGGAAAGGAUCUCAGAGCUCUCAAGCAAAUACUUGACGCAAUGCAGAAGAGUAAGCAGAUGUUGGAGAGCAGAAAAGGAGAUCAGGCUUCAAAUUUUGAUUCACAGAAGAAAAUCAACACCAACCCUGACAAGAGCUCAAAAUUUGCGAAUUUGAGAAACCUAGAAGCUAAUACUGCAUUUUCUGCUAGAAACAAGGGAACUAGUUCACCAAGGAAAUCAAGAACUGCAGCUGUCGUUAUGAAACCUGCUAAACUUGUCGAAAGAGCCGGUAGUCCUGCUUCAUCAGCCAGUACAACUGACAGUUUGAGCUGGCUCAGGACCAGUGACUCUACAAAUCGUAGAAGGGAAAAGGUUGGCCAGCAAUCGGCCAAAGAGUCAACUACACGACGUAAUCAUCUCAGGGAUUCUGCCAGCCAACUCUAUCCAACAGAGAAGAACACAGUCAGAAGUCCAAGAUUAAUUCAAGCUUCAAAACUGCCUCCAUCCACAAGCCAGAGAUCAGGUAUGAGCACAGAUACCAUAAGCCUUAAACGGGAGCAGAAGAGGCUGGAGAUGGAGAAGCAGUUUCACUCCACUGCCACAAGAUCAGAGCAGACCACACCAAGGAGGCUCCCAAGCAGACAACAGUUAGAAUCAAGCACACCAUAUCAGAAAACCCUACAUAAAUCCCCCAAUUUGCAGCAAUAUGAUGAUCAAGUGAAUGAAAUCAGUAGUUCAGUACAAUCAGAAACCAAUAUGAGCUUGGCCUCCUCAACUGUUGACCAUGAAGUCACAAAUGCUAACAAAUCUAGCAAGACAACCAUCAACUUCUUUCAGCAACAGAAUGAGAAGUGCAAUAAUCCAGCGGUGAGGUUAAUUGACGACGGGUCAACAGCAGAGCCUCUGAAAGUUGUGCUAGAACAACCAAGUCCUGUCUCUGUUCUUGAUGCAACAUUUCAUGGAGACGAAUCACCAUCUCCUGUGAAGAAGAUAUCGAAUGCCUUCAAAGAUGAUGGGUGCCUAAAUCCAGAUGAAACACAGCGGAGUUCCAUGAAUUCAAAAGACUUACCUGACUGCAGAAGCCCCAGGAAGAAGCAUGAUUAUAGGAAGGUAGAAAACAUCCAGCAUUUGUUUCAAAAAGGCAUGCACAUGGAGUCCGCCAAGGAGGAAUCCAUCAUCAAGGAAAUCUUACCAUACUACAACAGGAGAAACCCAGACCACAAAUACAUCUCAGAAAUAUUACUAGCAUCAAAUAUCCACAGGGAACUUGAAUCUAGCUUGAUUACAUUUCAGUUUCAUCCAUCAGGUCACCCAAUCAACCCAAACUUAUUCCUGGCCUUAGAACAGACCAAGGCAACCAUUGGGCUUGCAAAUGACAAAAGAAAAGGUCCAAGGAUCAAAGAGUCAGAAGCCAUUCAGAAAGACCAUAGGAAACUUAUAUUUGAUGCUGUUAAUGACAUUCUGGCCAGCAAAUUGCCAAAAGAAGGUUUUUACAGAGAGUGGCUCUCGCCAAAUAAGCUGGCAGGCAGAAGACUAGGAGGACGGCAGCUUCUGCGAGAUUUAUGUACAGAAAUCGAUUGCCUAUAUGCCAACAACUCAUAUUGCAUCACAAACGAGGAGUCUGAUGGUCUGAAAGGCAUCUUAUUGGGAGAUUUGAUGCAUCAAUCAGUUGAAUGGACAGUUUUUCACAGUGAAAUUCCAUGGGUAGUGUUACAUCUUGAGCGGUUGAUCUUUAAAGACUUGAUAACUGAGGUUGUUAGAGGUGUAGCAGCAAAUCUGUGAGAGCGGCCUCACAGGAAUUGCAGACAACUUCCUCCUAGUUUCUAAAAUAUCUAAACAUCUCAGAAAAGAGAGGAAGCUUUCAGAUUGUUUGUUUCAGCUUUCAGUUCCUGUUUCUUUUCUUUCUCAAAAUUCUUUCAAGGUAUAGUGACAGUCCCAAUAAACCUUGGGUAAAAAUUAAGCUUUAGCUAAUAGUACAUGUAAGAUUGCAGCCAAUGUAGAUACUAUCUAGCCUUACCUUCUCAAAGUCUUUACUCCAGCAUAGAUGCAUUUGUAAGGUCGAUUAAAGAAUAAGUUUAAGCAGUUGUG
Rubroshorea leprosula is the source of this 4323-nucleotide messenger RNA. Lineage: Eukaryota; Viridiplantae; Streptophyta; Magnoliopsida; Malvales; Dipterocarpaceae. The record is from the annotation of a GenBank genome assembly.